AUGUGUCGAAUAGACCCUGAGGUGAGUCGGCUGCUCAAUCCCGAAGAGAACCGGCGUCUUCGGGACUAUCUCCGUCCCUACCGUGUGCCACGAGCCUUUUUCGUGCUACAACUCUACAAGCCCAACUGUCAUGGGGGCUGGCAACGCUGUCACACAGGAGUUGCUACCAUAGAGCGGGACGAUCGUGAGCACUUAUAUUACAUCCGCCUUUACGACCUGGUGAGGAUGUCGCAACUCUUCGAACAACGCAUCUUCAUAGAGAUGGGCUACAUCGCACACACAGACAAAUUUGCCAUCCUCCAAGGCGACGACUGUGCCCUUGGUUUGGCCUUUGUGUCUCCCGAGGAGGCGACAGUUUUCAAUCGUGUCCUCACGCGUGUUAUUGGCAAAUUCAUGAACCGCAUGAAUGAUGUCGCGGUGGCGUCGACUAAUGGCUUAGGAGCUCCCAACCUGCCUCAGUCGAAUUUGAGGCCCGUCAAUAAUUCAGCUGCUGCUACGCCAUCAUCCAUUUCGCACACCUCGAGGCUAAGGGACAAUUUUAGAAGUCUUCGAAAGAAGACAAAAUCAAACAAGUCAGACCUCAUCAGCAAUCCUUUCGGUUUCCAACAUGUUCAACACCUGGGCUUCAACAAGGAGUCGCAACAAUUUGAUGCUGUUGGUAUGGAGGACGACCUCUUUCGAGCCUUCCUGGAUUUGGGUGGGCUCAGAGAACAGGUGAAAACGGAUGCCGAUAAGGAGUUCGCGCUGAACUACAUCAAGGAGACUCUUGGCAUGGAGGAGUUCGCAAAGGCCAUGAAGCGUCAGAAACCAAUGCAUCCUGCGCCGGCACCACCAAAAACAAAUUUCAACCAAAUUGCUCCCCCGACCCCUCCACCGGUGCCAAUGCCGCGCGCUUUUCCAUCGAAACCGAGUGUACCUCCUCCGCCCCCUCCCACUGGGAUUCCCUCUCGUCCCAGGGUUCCUCCACCGCCACCACCAUCGCGAGUCCCUGUGAGUGGGAGUAGAGUUGGUGGUGGUGCAGUCCCGCCUGCGCCACCGCCACCACCACCACUUCCUCCCCCGGCCCCUUCCGGACCGACAACCGUUUCCUCUGGUGGUGGCGGUGGUGCAUUGAAACCCACCACCGUCAUUCCUUUGUCAAUCACGGACGAGAUUAAGUCUUUCAAUAAAGGAAAACUUAAAACCGCUGAGACGGAGGCAGAGUCAUCGCCACUUCCAUCAGCGAACAACAAUCGAGGCAAUUUGGAGGCGUCAUUGAGUGACGCGUUGAAUAAACUACUCUCACAGCGACGACAAUAUCUUUCGGAAGAUGAGGAUGAUGACUCGGAUUCCUUCUAA
Molecule: messenger RNA, 1338 nt
Organism: Echinococcus granulosus
Lineage: Eukaryota; Metazoa; Platyhelminthes; Cestoda; Cyclophyllidea; Taeniidae
Product: Neural Wiskott-Aldrich syndrome protein
Exons: 5
Coding region: 1-1338 (445 amino acids)
Source: RefSeq, a predicted model, not a curated record